Messenger RNA from Nilaparvata lugens (brown planthopper), 7080 nucleotides. Its product is annotated as polyhomeotic-proximal chromatin protein-like. Gene Ontology annotation, cellular component: nucleus; PRC1 complex. The record is from RefSeq and is a predicted model, not a curated record. Gene Ontology annotation, molecular function: zinc ion binding; protein binding. The transcript has 19 exons. NCBI's taxonomy places the organism in Eukaryota, Metazoa, Arthropoda, Insecta, Hemiptera, Delphacidae. Bases 1036 to 4290 code for a protein of 1084 amino acids.
GAUUCUAACCUAAAAUCGGUUUCCGUUAAAAAAUUGUUUCUGUUUUCAUUAGUUGUGUAUUUUUGUGUUUAUUAAAAUAGAUUGUGAGUUUUGUAAAUGUGUAAAAAAACUUGGUUCACUUCAUUAAUUAGUCGUUCCAAACAUCUUGAAUGUUGCAGUUUUAUCGGUUUUUCUAAAUCUGUGAAUCUACAAUCAUGACAAGUGCUGUAUUAGGUGUUAUUCUGUUUGCAAUAAUAAUAAUGCUUUAUUUAUGAGUUUUAUAAAUAUUAUGUUAUUAAGAAAGUGAGGUUUGUAUAUUAUAGUGAAGACAGCAUAAAGCAGUACAUAGUUUUGUUGGAUACCGAAUGGAUUGAACGUCCAGUGGAUUCUGCUGGGAAAAUCAACUUGGAAGAACAUGACAGAUCCACAACAGAACUCAUGAUUGAAAGACCAACGAUCGGAACGCAAAGUGUUGCAAGGGGAUGAGGACAGAAUUAGGACAAUACUAGCAAGAAUAUUUUUAUAAUUGAACCAGACACAAACACAAUAAACUUCACGAAUCACGAAACUUGACAAUCUCGAAAUUCGAUCCCGAUAUAACGUUGAAACUUAUUACAGAGUGUUUAAAAUUUAAACGUUACUAGGUUAGUUUUUUGGUACUAUUUUGAUACCAGACUUGGACAGUUGUACGAGCUUACUAGUCUAGAAUUGUAGACAAAUACAUAUUUAAUCGUGAUUUGAAAACUGAAUACUAAAUUCUCAAUCAAUAAUUAAUAUUGUGAUAGUUGAGGACGUAAUUGUUGAAACUUUUUGAAGCAACAAUAUUUUUUAUGAUUAAAUUGUAGUGGAUUUGGGAUAUCGAUACUGGUUGUAGUAAACUGUACGAUAAUCAGUGUGAUUGUUAGAUAAGUUAGUGUUUUAAUUGUUGAUACAGAGGUUGUGAAAAUCAAUUUUUGAUCAAGUUUGGAAAGAAAGUAUUGUUGGUUUGUAUAGUGACGUCUGUUGUGUGUGUAAAGUGACGGGAAUGUGGUAGUGAAGCGGUGACAGUUGUGUAGGAUGAGUGAUUCGAAUAAACAACAGCAGCAGGUGAAUCAGCAACAGCCUCAAAAUGGUUUGCAACAAAUGCAGCAGGAUCCUAAUCAGCAACAACAAGUAAUGAAUCAGCAGCAGCAACACGAUGCUAAUCAGCAACAGCAGCAGCAGCAGCAGCUGCAGCAAGCUGCUGUCGCCAGCCAGGGCCAGGUCACACCGCAGGCAUUGAUCAUCAACACCUCACUGGCUCAACAACAACAGUUGCAGAAUGUGGCAUUGCAGCAACAACAACAACAGCAACAACAGCAACAACAACAGCAGCAGAAUGCAGUUCAACAACAGCAGCAGCAGCAACAGCCUCAGCUGCAGGCGAUGCAGAAUGCCACCAUGGUGUCGAUGGGAGUCAACCAGUCGGGCACCACCACCCUCACCACCAUGCCACCACCACUCGGUUCGAUAGCGAUCCAGGGCGGGGGCGCGGGCAACCAGGCGGCUGCAAUGCAGCAGGUGAUGCAAGGCAUGCAGCAAGCAGUGGCGGCCAGUGGUGCCACCACCAUCACCACCAUGUCCACCCUGCAGCCGCAGCCGCAACACCAGCAGCAGCAGCCAAUGCAGGCGGCCACACCGCAGCCGCAGCCGCAGCUCGGCGAUUGGGGCCAUGGACGGGUUCAAGUGAUCCAGCAGCCACUGCAACAGCAGCCGGCCACCUACUUGCAGCAGCUGUACAACACGCCACAGGGUCAACUGCUGAUGCCGCUGCACCCGGCCAACAUGAACCCCGGCUCGGCCAUUCAGGUGAUCACGGCCGGCAAGCCGUUCAACCCCACGCAGCACAUGCUCACCACCACGCAGGGCAAGCAGAUUGUCACCGCACAGGGCCAGCCAGGGACGUUUCCGGGCUAUGCGACCAUUCCGACAACGACCAAUCAGACGCUGCUGAUCAGUCAGCUGGGAGUCAUCAGCAGUCAGCCCAACAUCCUGCCAGCCCAUUCUGCCGGCAACAACAAACAGGAUGUGCAAAAGAACUCACAGCAAGUGCAGUUUGCGGCACCGUGGCAGUUUGCGACUGCGGCGCCGCAGGGCAUCACGUGGGCGACUGCGGCCGGUGGUCAGCCGCAGACGGCGCUGCUCACUACGGGCGCCAACGGCCAGAUAUUCAUCCGCAACGCGCCGCAGCCGCAGCAGCAUGCGACCGCGGCCGAUGCCAGCCAACAGGCGGGCGCCGCUCAGCAGGUGCAGCCGCAGCCCACGCCGCAGCCCAUGUUCAUUCAGAGUCCACCGCCGCACAACAUGCACCCGCAAGGCCUAGCCACACAGACGGCACUGCCGAACCUGACGCCGAUCUCUGGUGGCCCUGGGGCGGCGACCGGUGCGGGGGUGGCAAAGCCGCCCAACCAGGGCGUCAAGGGCGUGGCAGGGGCGGUGGGGGCAGGCGGCCGGCCCCUGUCGGCCAUUCUGCCGUCGCUGCCCCCCGGCCAGCAGCCGAUCCGCCCUGCCAGUUCGGUGUCGACGCAGACUAGCGUCGCCCAGCAGCUCAGCGCCCAGGCGCACAUGCAUCACAACCAGAAGGCUCAGGUGAUUAGAAUACAGCAGGCUAAGAUGAGGCCGAAGACUAUGAUUGCCAAACAGAUGAAUCUGGGCGGACAGAAGACGGACGCCUGGAACCAGACGAAGCCACAGAACAUCGGUCAGCAGCAGCUGGCCAAUAACAAAAUGAUAUUCACGAGCGUUGGCGCGCUACAGAUCUCAGCUGGACAACAACAGCAGCUCCAACAACAGGCGCAACAACAGCAACAACAACAGAAAGCCGUGCAACAUCAGAUUGCCGCCAACAUCAUUCAGCAGCCGCAACAGUUGACGCUGCAACAACAGGUACAACAACAGAUCAACUUCCAACAGGCGGUGCAACAACAACAGGCGGCCGUGCAACAGCAGCAACAACAGCAGCAGCAACAACAACAGCAACAGCAGCAAGCUCAACAACAGGCGCAGUUGAUGCAGCAGGCUGGCAAACCACCUCCUCUUGUCGGCCUAACAAUGGCAACAUUGCAAAUGCAACAGCCGACUCCACAACAGCAACAGCAGAUGCAACAACAGCCAAUGCAGCAACAGUUGCAGCCACAACAGCAACAACAGCCUCAACAACAACAACAACCGCAACAGCAGCAGCAGUUGACACUGGUGGAUAGGCCGGUGAUGCCUGUUGUCUCCAUGCCGCCCCUAGGUGCUGCGCCCCCCGCCACCCCUCAGGGGGUGGUAGCGCCGCCCCCUGCCACCCCCGCGCCAACUGUUCCGCCCCAGGUCCAGCCCAUAACACCGCAGGUCAACAAUGUUGUUCAGGUUGGAGCGAUGAAAGAAGAAAACUCGCAAGCCCCUGAAGAUAAAGUUAGUACUGGCUCGACCAUUUUGAACGCCGAAACACCCAGUGAAACAUCGUUGAAGCCUGAUUCCCAUCAGCCUAUGGAAAAUGGCUCGUGCGCUGAGGGCGGUGAAAAUGAUGUUUCGCAUCCGCUAGAAGAGGCGAAGGACAAGGGCCCUCCCAAGGCUAUGGUCAAACCCCAGGUGCUGACACACGUCAUAGAAGGCUAUGUCAUACAGGAAGCCUCUGAGCCUUUCCCUGUAACCCGGUCCACUCUGCUGACUGACUUGAAUCACUCGAGAAACGAGAAGGAGAAUCGGCUCAAGGAUGCUGAUGAACCAGCACUCAAGAAGCAGAGUCUUGACGCGUCGAAACGAGCCAUGGGACAGUGUGAGGCUUGCGGUAAGCUAUUCGCCAGGUCUAAAUUCAAGAAAUCGAAACGAUUCUGCUCAACCACUUGCUCAAAUAGGGUAGCAAAUGGCAAAAUCAAACUAAAAACAAGUGCCGAUUUGGAUGGCGUUGAUAAUAAGAAGGGCGAGGUUGACCUGCAGCCGGACGACUCGGCGGUGUCGGGAGGGGAGAGCUCGCUGAGUCCCUCGGAGGGGGCCGAUGGGGUAGGAGUGGUGGGGGGAGCGACCCCCAUGGACACCGAAGACAGUUCAGCCGAUAUGGAGCCCACUGUCAAUCCGCUCAAGUGGAGUGUAUCGGACGUGUGCGAGUUCAUUAAGAACCUGCCGGGCUGCUGUGACUACGCGGAGGACUUUGCCAUCCAGGAGAUCGACGGCCAAGCGCUGAUGCUGCUGAAGGCCGACCACCUGAUGCAGGCGAUGGCCAUGAAGCUGGGGCCGGCGCUCAAGAUAUGCGCCAAGAUAGACACCAUGCGAUGCGACAAACCGGCCCAGGCGUCGCCUGAAAAGUAGAUGUGUCAUCCUACAAAUAGACUGAUCAUUACCUGACUAGUGACUGAAUACUUGUGAUUUCGAGUAAAACAGUAUGUCGAUUAGUAUUCUUCGAUUAUGAUAGGAAUAUUAUCUUUCAUCAAACUAACAUACGUACGUGUUCGUAUGGUUAUGAAUAAGGUAGUCUAGUUAACUGGUGCUAGUUUAAUAGCGCUAGUAGACUAGCAUCAUCGCCCUACAAGUGACGGAAUACUUGAUGAUUUUGACUAAUAUGAUUAUUGUGAUAUUAUCAUUAUUUUAUCGUACACAAAUACGUUUGUGUUAUGUAUAAAGUAAAUGAGUAAUUUUAUAGUGUUGAAAAAAAUAUAUUUGGUAUUAGUCAAUGUCAGUCCUAUAAUAUAGAGAAAAGAUAGUGUAAGUCUUAUUGCUGUCUUUUCUCUUUGGAUAUACUAUGUCUUCAUACUCGAAAUAACAUAAAUAUCGAAACUAAAUUUCAAAACUGGUUAUCUCAAAUAUUUUAUUUAUUGUUUUACUAGUAUUGGUACUUAUUAAAUUAUACAGGAUUGACUAUAGUCCGCCAUAUUUUUAUAUUAAUUAGCUGGACCGAUUGAUGACAAGGGAAUCUUUGAAAACAUCACAGUUCAAAAACAUUUCCAUAUUGUGUUAUUUGCAUUUUAAAUACCAUUAAGUUGAUUAUGAAAUAAUUAUUUGAUAUUACGGUUAUCAAUGUUCUAUCAACUAUUUUUUACAGAAUAUACUGUAACUAUUAUUAUAUCGGCUUCUGUAAUCGAUUCUACUAGUCACAAUAACAACAGAAUUCGUUCCCAUUGAGAUUUUUUCUAUUCACUAUAUUUCUGCAAAUUUAGAAAGAAGAUCUUUUUUGCCUGUUUCUAUCUUUAAUUGAUGAAUCUGAUAAUUCAUUAAUCUAAUCUUAUUAAUAAAGAAAGGAAUUGUCUCACUUGUGUAUGGGGUAGGAAAUACACGAUUGACGCAUCAUCACUUAUGAACUAAUGAUCUUGCAAUUUUACAUAAGUAUUCUGAAUUUACCGAGAAAGGAUAUUGUUUAUUUUGCUGACAAUUAUUUUCCUUGCUAUUAAUCAAUUAAUUAUAUUUGAUAAUUAAACCGAUAUUGACAAAAUAAUAAACUAUUAUUCUUUUUUAUGUUUCCUGGACAUAAGGAGAUUGCAUUUUAGAACUUUACAUUUUCCCCAGUGCAAAGCACGGGUUAUACCUGUUAGUUAUAAAAUACAAAGCUAUAACAGUACAUUUCUAUAUAAUGAGAGUUAUAGGCUACUAUGCUAUUUAAAUUGUAAAUAUAAUUUGAAUAUGAAAUAAUCAUUUUAAUUUGGUAUUACUGUUGUUAAUUCGUUCAUUUUUUGAAAUUUGAAAAUUCCUCAUGCAGAUAUGAUUUUUUAAUAAAAUCAUAUUUAUUUAUUCAUUCAUUGGAUAAAAAAAAUAACAGUAUCAACAAGACUGUUGACAUUUUUUUUUAUUUGUAUUUGAUGAUUUUUGUGAAUGAUGUUCAAGGAAGAUUAUUUCUUGAUGAAAAACAUUGUUUUAAAUGGCCUCUACUGAGCUGUGUCAUUUUAUUUUGUAUAUUCUUGUAAAUAAUGUUAACUCAUGGAACAGUUAGCCGUGCAUAAUUUUCUAAGAUGUAAAUAAACUCGAAUUAUAGUAUUAAUUUAAUUCAAUAAAAGAUUUUACUAUUUAUCUAGCGGUAAUUUUCUAAGGUUGCAAUCUAAUUCCUAAGAUGUAUAAACAUAGUUACAAUUUUUACAACUUUCUUACUAUAUUGUAAGUAAAUAACAUUUGUAAAUUCGGAUUAUUUGUCCUUGAAAUAGAUUAUUAUCGUUUAAAUGAAUUUGACUGAAAGACGGAUAAAUGAUUACCGUACGUUUUGUAAAUAUAUGCUUUCAUGGAUAUUGGCAGUACCUAAGUUUGUUGACAGUUAUCAAACAGUUUUGAGUAUUUAAAUAAUUUAUUUCAAUCGUCUUCUUGUUCAAAUAGUAAACACUUUUCUCUAUGACAGUAGGUAGUCUCAGAAAAGUUUUGUUUUCAAUAAUUUUUAUUGAUAAAAAUUUAUUGGAAUUUAAUUUAACAGAAAAGUAUCUGUAUUCAUUUCUCAUCAACAUAGAAAAUUUAUUUAGUCGAAAAACAAUAAAUUAAAUAUUACACGCUUUUUGUAAUUAACAUGGUUUAUAUUAUUAUCAAUCAAAGAUCAUUUUUAAAUUAUCAUAAUCAUCAUCAUAUUUGAAUAUUUUAGCUACGGUGUUCCACUUAAUUGCAUACACUUAAUAGAGCUUUUUUUUAUUUUUUUUCUAGAAGCAAGAACCUUAGUUUCUAAAGAAGCAAGAAUUUUGUCUGGGAGUAAAAUUUCAAUAAAUAGAAACUAGUCGCACAAGCAGGCCUACCUCAUUUCUAAAUUUUCUUAAUUUAAUUAAAUUACCAGGCUACUACUCUGUUAUUACUCAGUAUUCAUUACACUGUAUCAACCUCAUAACAAAUAGUAUGUGGUUACUUCACUUCAUUUCAUUAUAAUUAUUCAAUUGAUUUUUGUAUAACUCAAGACAACAAUAUUUAUUAUAGAGCAUUUGCACUCUCAAAAUUUAUGUUAUACUGCACUCAAAUCAUAUUCAUGUAGGCCUAAUAUGCUAUGUGAAAAUAGUUAUCAAUACGGCAUAAUGACAACUGGUGAGAUUCCAGUUAGUGGAAAUCAAUCUAAAAGAUGUCAUCAAUGGUGAUUGUAUUAUCAAGUAAUAAGUCAUUUUUAACACUGCCAAUUUAAAAUAUGAAAAAAUCAUAUGAUCAACA